AUGAGAACUCCAAGGAAUAUUAUAUUUGUUUUGAUCAUCGUUCCUUGCGGUUGGAUCUUAGAGCUGACAAGCACAGUAGCGCCAAACUGGCGCACCAUCCAUAAUAUCACAGGACAACCCCCCGAUCUUGCAUUGCAUCAGGGAAUAUGGGACAUUUGUAGAUCUUUUACAGCAUCAAGGGAUGUUAUUUGUAACCACGAGGAUAUCGAAUACUUCAAUAACCAAAUCAUUGAGAUCGCGCGGAGGAUGAUGGCGGCAUCUCUGAUUGUGACUCUGAUUGGUCUUUCUGUGGCGACGAUUGGAACCCACUGCUGGACCGACGAACCGAGAUGCAUGGUAGCGAGUCUUGGUGGUCUUCUCAUCUUUUGCUCCGGAGUUCUGGCCAUAAUUCCUGUGGCAUGGUACCAUUAUAUAUUGCCUGACAUCAAUUCCCCUUCCACCGACAUUCGUGUGGGAUAUUGCAUAAUUCUGGGCUACACGGGAGGUAUAACCGAAGUUCUUGGCGGAUUGAUAAUGAUCAGUGGAAUAUACCGAUGCUAUGCCGCAUUGAACCGGGGAGACAGAGCCGAAACCUCCACGGAACAGUCCAGUACAUAUUCAGUGCGUAAGACCGUCAUACCAAGCGUGAGUAUAAACAAAAGCCGCAGAAGUAGUUUCCCAAAUUCUGUAGAAUCACUCAAAGAAGAAAUCGACUUCCGACGAGCGAAGAGGCCGAUCUCUAUAUCAUACUCCCUGUGA
This is a messenger RNA of Electrophorus electricus (electric eel), 738 nucleotides long. Its product is annotated as claudin-23-like. NCBI's taxonomy places the organism in Eukaryota, Metazoa, Chordata, Actinopteri, Gymnotiformes, Gymnotidae. The record is from RefSeq and is a predicted model, not a curated record. Gene Ontology annotation, cellular component: bicellular tight junction; membrane. Gene Ontology annotation, molecular function: structural molecule activity.